AGCAUUCAUUCUUAGGAAACUGGCAACAAAAGUAUGCGCCCAAUCUCAGGACAAAUGCUUCUAUCAACUGGAGUACUGCUCUGCAUUGCUUCUUCAUUAUCAACAAUUGCAGAUGCAUCACAACAAGCACUUCAUGUGAAGGAGACGGUGCCUAUCCUUAAAGCUCCUGAGGCAUUCCAUGAGCAACUUGUUCUGAAACCUUUGAACGAUGGCGGCGCUUAUAGUCAUUUUCAGUUCACUACACACAUUGGAACAAUGAUGGAUGAAGAGCAUUUCGAUGGCGCUGCUUCUAAUCUUUUCAGCCACUACAACUUAUUUCCUCGAUCGAUCGGACAGAUUCUGCAUAGCUUUGAAGUGGAAGAACUACAUCUAACAUUUACACAGGGGAGAUGGCAAUAUAGCGAUUGGGGAUAUCCUCUUGCACCAUCUGUUGGCACAGGCGUCGAACUUUGGGCAUGGUUGAACAACAACAGAUUACAAGCCGAAGGUAAUUGGAGGGGAUUGACCAACACACUCUCAGGAUUGUUUUGUGCGUCUUUGAACUUUAUUGAUGACACAAUCAGUAUCGAGCCCAAACUUUCGUUCAGGAACGAAGGCCUCUAUAAUGUCCAUUCUUCAAAGUUAUCGCCGUCAAACACUACAUCAACGACCCCAAGGAAACUGCGCUACGGAUCAUUACCACACGAAAAUGUAUGCACAGAAAAUUUGACACCAUGGAUCAAACUGCUACCUUGCAAAUCAAAAUCCGGCAUCGCCUCAUUGCUCAAAUCCCACAAAUUGUUUGAUACUCGGUUUUAUUCCAUGGCAAUCCAUGUUCGGCCUGUGUGCGAGGAUGAUAAAUGCAAAGUCAAAAGUCUGGAAUUGGUACAAACAAUCACGACAGUUUUUGAUGUAGCAAGGCAAGACGGCAGCUAUGACUGGUCACUGUCAUCGCUAUUUGAACGCGAGAUCACACAGGCCUGUCCUCUUGCUUCGACCUCCAAUAUCAUUGUUCACUUACCACAGACAACUCAAUUUGAUAAGCAAUAUGAAUUGACGCCUAUGUUGCCUGAAGGGAGAUAUACAAUUGGAUCUGACGAAAAUAAGCAAGAAAUUGCUGUCUAUGAUCUGAAAAAGGCUUAUAGUGGAGACACGUCAUCGUCAUCGGAACCAUUCAAACUUUCAAUGCAGUGGGAGAGUUCACGUCCCAAGUCAGUCCAACCUAUAUCACCUGGCAUUGUGGCUCACAGAUACUUCACAGGAUAUGGUCAGGAGCGUGGAGGACUUUCGAUUGAGAUUUAUAAUAACGAUUCGCAGGACGUGGAAGCUGUUCUGUUGGAUACGUUGCCAUGGUAUCUUAAGCUAUACCUUCACACAUUUACUGUUCAUCUUAAUGAUCAACUACUUGAAAACUACCGAGAUAUCGUCAAAAAGAUGUACUAUCAGCAGGCAGUUGAUCGCGCCAGGCCUGCAGUAUUGGAACUAGCCUUGAACCUUCCUUCACAUUCCAAGAUCAAGUUCUCAAUCUCGUUUGACAAAGUAUUCUUGAAGUACACGGAGCAUCCACCAGAUGCAAACCGUGGGUUUGAUAUUGGUUAUGCAGUGAUCACGGUCCCGCUGGCGAGACAAAAAGGACAGAUCGGCUAUGGAAGUGUAGAUCACUUGAGGAUUUACCAAGGACGUGAUGCUAGUCUUGUGCAGAGUCGCCGUUUGAGCACACAACAACAAGAGGGUAAUGAUGAUGAUAAUGAAACAGACAAGGUUCGGAUUUACACUGAAACUUUGUUAUUAAGUCUUCCGACCCCCGAUUUCUCGAUGCCAUAUAAUGUGAUUACAUUGACAUGUACAGUCAUUGCACUCUUUUUCGGGUCCAUGUUUAACUUGAUGACACGCAACUUUGAGGUAGUAGGAUCAGAUAAGACCAAGGGAAAGGAUAAAGAGAAGAAAGAUGAGUAGUCAUCUUAUGAUUCUUAUCAAGAAAUAAAGAACAACCCUUUUUUCCUCUUUGAGC
Lobosporangium transversale is the source of this 1990-nucleotide messenger RNA. RefSeq names its product GPI transamidase component PIG-T. The record is from RefSeq and is a predicted model, not a curated record. Gene Ontology annotation, biological process: attachment of GPI anchor to protein. Lineage: Eukaryota; Fungi; Mortierellomycota; Mortierellomycetes; Mortierellales; Mortierellaceae. Bases 34 to 1935 code for a protein of 633 amino acids. Gene Ontology annotation, cellular component: GPI-anchor transamidase complex. The transcript has 6 exons.